CACUGUUCCAAAUUUAAACGCGGAGUUUACAGCCGCGUUCAUUCCGUCUGGACGCGCCAGCGCGCAAUGUCAACGCGUUAUAUAAUUUGAAAAUCGAACGCUAAUCCGCCGAUUUAUUUUUUAAUCCUGUGUUUUUGUGGCUAGUGUUUCUUCUUUUCAUUUUCUUUUACUGUGAAUGCACCAACUAAACAAUGGAUAAGCCGACGACUCAUAUGCUGUCCGUGGACGAGCGCCGCGGGGGGACCAAACGCACCAACCAGUAUAUCGCCGCUACUUCCGCGGCCAUCGGCGCCGUGAUCGCGGGGACCAUCCUCGCGUGGACGUCCCCAGCUCUGCCGCAGCUGGAGCCCAAGAAGAACACCACGGAGAGUCACGCGGAGAACCUCCUCCGAGCUGGGCUGAACGCCACCACGCUGAUCAACUCACAGGGCGAUCCGGCAGCGUUCUUGUUGGAUACUGCGCAGAGUGGCUUAGUCUCAUCUAUCCUGGCCAUCGGUGCUGCUCUCGCGGCUCUGCCAGUGGGCAUCCUCGCGCAGCGAUUCGGCAGACGACCCACCAUCCUCAUAUUGGCUAUACCCUUCACCAUCAACUGGGUGCUGACGAUAUUCGCAAAUGGAGCCGGCAUGCUGAUUGCAGCUAGGUUCUUCGCGGGCUUGGGCACAGGUGGCAUUUGCGUCGCCGCUCCCAUGUACAUCAGCGAGAUAGCGGAAACUGCCAUCCGUGGUGCGCUCGGCGCGUUCUUCCAGCUGUUCCUCACUGUUGGCAUCUUGUUCACCUUCCUCGUGGGCGGCUGGACGCACUGGCAGACGCUGUCCAUCAUCAUAGCCGUGUUCCCGAUACUCCUGGUUGCGGUGUUUUGGUGGAUGCCCGAGACACCUCAAUACCUGCUCGGCCAGAACAGACGGCGCGACGCGGAGGCGGCUCUGCGCUGGCUGCGCGGCCCCGACGCUGAUCUCUCUGGUGAACUCGAGGAGAUGCAGAAGGAUAUCGACACCGCGUCUCGUCAGACGGGCGGCUUCCGGACCAUGGUGACCAACCGCGCGUCCCUCAUGGCGCUCAUCUGCUCCCUCGGCCUGAUGUUCUUCCAGCAGUUUAGCGGCAUCAACGCCGUCAUCUUCUACACCGUCAACAUCUUCCAGUCAGCCGGAUCCGAUAUCGACCCUAAAAUCGCCACCAUCAUCAUUGGCGUCGUCCAAGUCGCUGCUACUGUCACCUCGUCCAUGCUGGUGGAAAAAGCUGGUAGGAGGUUGCUGCUGCUUCAGAGUUGUGUUAUCAUGGGCAUCUGUCUUGUCGUUCUCGGUAUAUAUUUCAAGCUGCAAGCUGCUGGCACCAACGUGACCUCCUUUGGUUGGCUUCCUCUCGUCUGUUUGAUCCUCUUUAUCGUUUCUUUCUCUCUCGGCUUUGGUCCUAUCCCCUGGAUGAUGAUGGGUGAGCUCUUCGCUGUGGAAUUUAGGGGUACCGCCUCCGGUAUCGCUGUCAUCACCAACUGGUUACUGGUCUUCAUUGUGACCCUCUGCUUUCCCAUCAUGAGAGCCGCUAUAGGCAUCUACAGCUGCUUCUGGUUCUUCGCGGCGUUCAUGGCCCUCUGCGUGGCGUUUGUCUUCUUCCUCAUCCCCGAAACUAAAGGCAAGACGGUCGCACAGAUUCAAACUAUACUUGGCGGAGGUUCGUAGGUUUGUAUGUUUUUUUUGGAUUCAAAAUUUCUGAGUAUACUUUGCCAUGUGUUUCCUAUUCUUUGGCUACGUCUUCUUUAUUUGAUUCUACUCAAUUUUCUUGUGAUUAUUGUUUAUUAUUAGUUAUUUAUUCAUUGUUUAACGCCUUGUGAACGCGUUGCGUGGUUGUGCUUGGCUCGAAAAUUAUAUUUUUAAUGUUUAAAAACCGAUUCAAAUUUUAAAUCUUGACCAAGUCUGUAGUAUAAGUUAUUUAAUUGGUGUUUCCCUUAUACGUGUAUAUUUUUAAUCUGCAAUGCUUUUUCCUGAUUAUUAUUCAAAAGCCGUAGUUUUCUUUUUAACCCCGUUUUUGCGGAGUUUAUAUUUUAAACAGGGGCACCAACUGUACAAAAAUUAUGAUUGCUGUUUGUUUUUUAAUUUUUGAUGACAUUUUAUAUUAUUUUUUGACAGCCAUAGAUUUCUUCACUGAAAUUUCCGCUGUGAUUACCUAUAAUUAAU
This is a messenger RNA of Aricia agestis (brown argus), 2168 nucleotides long. Its product is annotated as facilitated trehalose transporter Tret1-like. Gene Ontology annotation, cellular component: membrane. Gene Ontology annotation, molecular function: sugar transmembrane transporter activity. The transcript is spliced from 7 exons. Gene Ontology annotation, biological process: transmembrane transport; carbohydrate transport. The record is from RefSeq and is a predicted model, not a curated record. NCBI's taxonomy places the organism in Eukaryota, Metazoa, Arthropoda, Insecta, Lepidoptera, Lycaenidae. Bases 192 to 1673 code for a protein of 493 amino acids.